AUGUCGAGACAAGCCAUCUGUGGCAGCAUGUCGCUGCGCAGGAUCGCCAUCGAAGCUCUGCGCACCGACUCGGCCGUUGCAGCGACUCGCCAGCCUCUGCAGAAACGAUUUCGUAGCAGCAGAGCGCCAACGAUCGGAUCCCCUGCCGGCAAGUCUAGCGUGCCGGCAGCGCAGCAGAUCCAAGACUCCUUCAAUGCCUACCAGAGCAGGAUGGCCGAGCAGCUAGAAGAAGGAAGGAUCAAUGCUACUCUGCGCAAGAUAGCAGAGCCUGUCUUUUGCUUCCCUUCAGAGCCUGGCAAACCCUACGUUCCUCCGGCCAGGAUGAGUUUCCGCAAGCCAGAAGGACUCAGCAUGACGGACUACGCGAAAACCCUCUUCACCGACAUUGCUGCCAAAGCCAUGUCAUUUCAAGCGAAGAGGACAGCAAAGUCAAUACUCGGCAAAGCUUGGAAGACGGAGCUCGAGACGGCCGCAUCGGAGCUCUAUAUCCUCAUGAGUCAAGCACUAGCGAGCGGCCAGCUCGAGUCCCUGACUGGUCGCGUCACGCGAGACUUUCACGAUCGUCUCACUCGACAGAUUACCCAGCUGAACACGCGCACCCAUCCGUACCGAUGGGAACAGAUUGGCAGUCCCACCGUCAAGAUCAUCGCAGUCGAGAACACAACGAAUCCCGACUUUUCAGAUCCGAACAAUUAUCUCAGCGAGACUGCCAUCCGAGUCGCGCUCAGGAUCACCUGCGAGCAAAGAUUGGUGCCCCUGGCUGGAUCGCCUGCUCUGCCAUCCUCUGUGCAGACGUUCACCAAGGCGGAAACCAACCUGCUUGCUCUGAGAAGUAUUGCCAUACCGGGCACAAGGUGGAAGCUGUCGGGAUAUGCCGUCGAGCGUCCGGCGCUCAGAGAUGACGAGCUGGCGGAUAAUCUGGCCAAGAUGAGUGCACUGACGACGAGAUAG
This is a messenger RNA of Mixia osmundae IAM 14324, 951 nucleotides long. RefSeq lists its product as uncharacterized. Bases 1 to 951 code for a protein of 316 amino acids. NCBI's taxonomy places the organism in Eukaryota, Fungi, Basidiomycota, Mixiomycetes, Mixiales, Mixiaceae. The transcript is spliced from 5 exons. The record is from RefSeq and is a predicted model, not a curated record.